AUGAAGGCCUUUCAGACAGAGCCUCUCUUCCUCUGGUAUGACUACAUCUCCUGUCCUCAGUUGGAGCGUCGGAAGUUUUAUGCCGCUGAUCCAAGUGAUGGUAGUAAUCAAGCCAACGCCAUCAACAGCAUUCCAGGCUACAUUACCAGAUGCCAUUUCUUUUUAGCUUUGUGUCCGACGCUGGAUUGCCCCUGGGAGGGCAAGGUUCUGUCUGCUUUGAGUUGGAGUAGGAGGGGGUGGUGCAGGGUGGAAAGGGCCGCGCGCGAGCUGUCCGACAACGGCAACUGGAUUCUUGUGCAGAGCGGCGCAGCUAUUGAAAUGGUAGGCACCGCGAUUUCUUUCGUGCCUGGUUCUGUGGGAGAAGCAGAGUUUAGCGUCGCAGAGGAUAGGGCAAGGCUUGCACCGGUCAUGCGCAACAUCGUACUGCAGAAGCUGACGCGCUGCCUCCAGACCGGUGAUAUGCCAGGUUUCCGGCGCCACUUCAACCUGCAGAGCGUACACCUGCGAAGGCUUGAGAUCGAGCCUGUUUGCCUCCUUCCUAGCGCCGACGCAGCUCCUGGUGGCCCGAACGCAGUGACAGAGUUCCUUCACCAGAACGGCUUCAGGAAGGCCGGCAAAGCCGACGCUGCCGGGUGGCGGCCGCUUCACUACGCAGCGCUGGCUGGAAACGUUGAGGUGCUCCGAGGCCUCUUGGAGCAACGUGCUGACGUCAACUGUCGCACUUCGAAGGACGAGCCGGCCUUGGGCUUUCCCCCGUGGCUGUCGGCACUUGACCUGGCAGUCUACUACAAGCACCACGAAGCUACUCGUCUGCUGCUCGAAGCAAACGGUUGUUUGAAGGGUGGAACUGCUCCGGCCAUACACUUUGCGGCCAUAACGGACAAUGCUGAAGGUGCCCGCCUGCUGCGUGCAGCAGGAGGCAACCCGCUGGCGCAGAACCUCUUGGGGUUCACUGCCUUGCAGGCUUCGGCCACCUAUGCAGCAAUGGCAUCAAUGGAGGAGAUGCUGGCGCAUGAUUUCCAGAGCCGGCCAGGCCCUCUAGAACUGUCACAGGCUCUUUGGGGCGCUACAGCGUUUCGCGGCGGCUCAGCGGAACUUGUACACCGUCUGAUCAAUCUGCGUGCAGACAUGGACUUCCAGUUCCGCGUGUCUCGUGACUUGAGCUGGCUGGGACGGAUGUUCUCUGCAGCCAAGUCUCUGCAGCACAGACUUGCCUCGGCCACCCUUCAAACGGCGUUUUUCUAUCAUCAGGACGGCAGCACCCCACUCAUGCAGGCCAUCCAGACGGCCCAAUGGGAAGCUGCAGCAGCCUUGAUUGCAGCUGGUGCUAGAACAGACCUGCGGAAUUCCCGCAACCGCGCCGCAGCCGAUUUCGCCAGUGGACAGUCGAUCCCGUGCUUCCUGCAGAUGGGUAUGGACGGCGAUCCGGUCGGGUGCAGAAGGGUGUCUGCACUUGCUUUGGCCGACGGCUACGUGGAGGCGUAUAUGUAA
Symbiodinium sp. CCMP2592 is the source of this 1491-nucleotide messenger RNA. The record is from the annotation of a GenBank genome assembly. Lineage: Eukaryota; Dinophyceae; Suessiales; Symbiodiniaceae.